GGAGUAAAAAAGAGAUUAGCCAAUCAGAGACAUGUAUACGAUAGACCGCCCUCCAAUGAGGACUAGGCGGACGGUCACGUCCCCCAGGGACCGGGCCAAUGGGAGGAGAGCGCGUGGGGCAUGCUGGGAUGAUGGAGAAUUUCUCGGCUCUCUUCGGAGGGGCCGAGCCACCGCCUCCCGCCGCGGCUACCGCGCUGGGCUUCGGUUCGGGGAAGCCGGGGGGUCCCGGCGCCGGGCCGCCCCCCGCAGCCGCCGCGCCCCAGACCGCGGAGGACGUCGCCCGCAAGGCCGCGGCUGCCAGCGGCCCCUUCUACCUGAUGCGGGAGCUACCAGGCAACAUGGAACUGACAGGCAGCACCAACCUGAUCACACACUACAACCUAGAACACUCCUACAACAAAUUCUGCGGCAAGAAGGUGAAGGAGAAGCUGAGCAACUUUCUGCCUGACCUGCCAGGGAUGAUCGACUUGCCGGGCUCGCAUGACAACAGCAGCCUGCGCUCCCUUAUUGAGAAGCCACCCAUCUGCAGCAGCUCCUUCAACCCCAUCACUGGCACCAUGUUGACUGGCUUCCGCCUGCAUGCCGGCCCGUUGCCAGAACAGUGUCGCUUGAUGCACAUCCAGCCACCCAAGAAGAAAAAUAAACACAAGCACAAGCAGAGCCGCACCCAGGAUCCUGUUCCCCCAGAAACCCCCUCAGACUCUGACCACAAGAAGAAAAAGAAGAAAAAGGAGGAGGAUCCGGAGCGGAAGAGGAAGAAGAAAGAGAAGAAGAAAAAGAAGAUGCCACCUGCAUACAGAAGUUACCUACCUAAGGUGAAUCCACUCAUUUGUAUGGAAAGAUCCUCCCCAGUGGGCCUGGACAGGCAAUAGGCCCUUCUAAAAGGUUUAGCGUAGACUGCACCACAUCACAAGUGAGGGGCCCUUUGCUAUUAAUUUGUGGAGAAGGACCUCACCGAGAUGGGAACAAUGCAGGACAAUCCACAGAGGUGAAGUGGUCACUGCUGCAAGAAGGAAUGUUGGAGGAAGCCAGGAUAACAGCAUCUCCAUGGAGUCCAGUGUAGGGGAGGAAGAUCCCUAUGAUCCAAGGAGAUUGACACUGAAGAAAACUUACCCCAUUAGACAGUUGAGUUGUGACGUACCAAGAGCUUUCAGACACUUUGCAAAGGCUGCACCCAUAUCCCCAUCACACUUCUCUCCAAUCAGCACCUUACAACUCAGAUGACAAGUAGCUGGGCAAUCAGGGCUGGCUGGCUGGCUACAGUAUGGAAAGUUGAAAUAGCCAGACAUCACGGGGGGGGGGAGGGGUUUACCACUGACUUCAAUAAGGGCAGCCCUGUUAGCCCUCACAGCCAAAAGGCAACCCAAUCACAUGGGAGGGACGUGUUACAGCUGCUUCAGACCAGAUCACAAGCUUUAUUCCCAACCUCUGACCAUUUCUAAGCAGCCAAGAGGUUUUGAUGCACAUUGACCCUAACCCAAGCUCCAACUCCAAGCCUGAGAACAAGACUGGUUGUUGCUAAAUAUCCUAGAUAGGAAUAGUGCACAGAGCAUUGGAAAUUGGUUCAUAGGCUUAAGAAGAAAACUCUGUGCUCCUCUGGGAUACUCUGCUUGAUCUGCGCUAGUAACGAGUCCAGUCACAUAGCCAGGACUGAUGACCUUAUACAGAUAACUUAUGUGAGGACCAGUCCCCCAGAGUUAGUAAGCUGGGGUCAGAAUGCACAGAAUAGUUCACCUGAUGGAAUGGGCUCUGGCCAUCUCUUAACGUGAAUGCACCCAGCCUUGUCCUGACCCAUGUGGGGACAUGAAGAUCCUGGAAUCAAAUCUCUCUCCAAAGAUUUGUCAAGGCCCUACCAGAGGAGAUAUACAUGAUAGUCCUUUCCCAGAGGAUGGGAAAGACCUCCAUCGCCAGAGGGCUGCAGGAAGAGCAGUGGUGUUCAGAGGCAUGGCAGCCAGAGUCCUUAGGGUGAUCCACAGAGUGAUUUGCUUCGCCACCUGCUUGUCCUAGAUGCCACACCUGGGGGGGUAUCACCACUGGGCUGGGCUUGGCUGGGUUCAUGUUCUUCCUUCUCCUUCAGGUUGACACUUAGGACCUAUUGGGGGAGCCAGGUUCCAGUGCCCCACCUCCAUCGUUUCUCAACACAGAAGAGAACCUAUCCCUCGCAGGUUGUCUAUGAGACUCUGACCCGACUGAAUCAGAGCCAUCUUCUGGAACACCUAUGCCCAAAGCACAGACAGAAGCCACCUCUGUGCCAGGAUGCUUGGAUUCCUGCAGAGAUCCUGCAACCCAAGAGUAGGCUCCUAAUUCCCAAGCCAGGUGCAUCUGUGGUCACUACAGUUUGGCCUGGUGGAAUUUAGGCAGUAAUUCCGUAUCUCGAGUGCUCCCAAGUCAGUGCAUGUCCAAGGGUCUGCUAAAGGCAUGGGGAGCUGUGUGGUCUGGAGCCAUUGAGGAUGGCCUCUUGUACAGAUAUGCCAUAGCUCCCAUAAAAAGUUACAGCCAUGGGCUGCAACCUUCCUGGGGUCGUCUCUGCUGCUAAUUCUGCCAUGCCUACAACCAACAGAGUCACAUGACACCCACAAUCUGAAACAGAGGUGGACUGACGCUGGCUUAUGAAAGAGGCAAGUUUUCUAGGGCAGAAUAGUUAAAGAGUUUAAGAAACUGCCACCUAUUUGAAAAUUCGGACACAAUUCUGCCAAUGAAAGCAGGGAGAAAACCAGGUGAGAGAAUAUUCUUAGCAGCCUCCAACCCAAGCUGAGAUACUUGCCUCCUACAUUCGCUGUUGGCUGAACGGGAAUGUGCAUGAGUCCACUUUCCAGAUGGGAUAAACAAAAAAUAAAUGACUGAAAAGAUUACUGAGGA
Gopherus flavomarginatus (Mexican gopher tortoise) is the source of this 2859-nucleotide messenger RNA. It is a transcript of the gene MED19, whose product is annotated as mediator complex subunit 19. Bases 99 to 872 code for a protein of 257 amino acids. Gene Ontology annotation, cellular component: mediator complex. Gene Ontology annotation, molecular function: transcription coregulator activity; transcription factor binding. Lineage: Eukaryota; Metazoa; Chordata; Testudines; Testudinidae. Gene Ontology annotation, biological process: positive regulation of transcription by RNA polymerase II. The record is from RefSeq and is a predicted model, not a curated record. The transcript is spliced from 5 exons.